Messenger RNA from Oryza brachyantha (malo sina), 1480 nucleotides. RefSeq names its product BEL1-like homeodomain protein 11. The coding region runs from base 35 to 1099 and encodes 354 amino acids. The record is from RefSeq and is a predicted model, not a curated record. Lineage: Eukaryota; Viridiplantae; Streptophyta; Magnoliopsida; Poales; Poaceae. The transcript has 4 exons. Gene Ontology annotation, molecular function: RNA polymerase II cis-regulatory region sequence-specific DNA binding; DNA-binding transcription factor activity, RNA polymerase II-specific. Gene Ontology annotation, biological process: regulation of transcription by RNA polymerase II.
CGGGUAGUUAUCUGAAGAUCACAAGCUGACUGACAUGGUGGCUACCAAGCAGCUCCACUCUCAGCUAUGUGGCGGCCACUGCCAGCUGCACCACCGGCCGGCGCGUCGCGGCGAGGAGAUCACCGGCGGCGCCGAGAGUGGUGGUGCCGGCGGGGCAUUGGUGGUCCUGACGCUCGGCUCCGGCGCGGCGGCUGAAGACGACGGCCGCCGCUCGCGCUGCUGCUGCCGUUCACGUGCUGCCGGCGCCGCGCCGGAGACGAUGGUGUCGGCGCUGCGUGGCUCCAGGUACCUGCUUCCGGCGCAGGAGCUGCUCCGCGAGGCUGUGUCCAUGGGGGAGGUGGACCCCGCCAUCGCUAGCGCGCGGCGAGGUGACGACGAGGGGCCGAUGAGAGAGGGUGGCGAUCGCGCUCGGGCGGAGGCGAGCCUCCCGUACGACGGCAAGAGCGGCGGCGUCCAGGCCAAGCUCCUCAGCCUUCUCAGCGAGCUGGAGAGCCGGCACGAGCACUACUUCGGGGAGCUGAGGAGGGUGUCGGCGUCGUUCGAGCCGGCGCUCGGCGCCGGCGCGACGGCCGGGUACACGGCCCUCAUGGCGCAGGCCAUGUCGCGCCACUUCGGCAACCUGCGGCGCGCCAUACUGCGCAAGCUCAGGCUCCACGCCGCGGCGGCGGCUAGGAGGUCGGCGCUGCUGCGGCUGGCCCAGGACGGCGACGAAGAAAACGACGAUGACGGGGGCGACGCCGACGCCGACGGCGAAGACGACGACGACGACGAGGACGUGGUGAACAGGUUGGUCCGGCGGACGAAGCACGCGGCGGCGGCGCGGGCGGAGCAGGCGUGGAGGCCGCUCCGGGGAUUGCCGGAGGACUCCGUCGCCGUCCUCCGGGCAUGGCUCUUCGACCAUUUCCUCCACCCGUAUCCGAAUGACCAUGAGAAGCUCAUGCUGGCCGUGACAACGGGUCUAAGUAGAACCCAAAUAUCGAACUGGUUCAUCAACGCGCGGGUGCGGCUGUGGAAGCCCAUGGUGGAGGAGAUGUACAACGACGAGUUCUCCGACGACUCCAGGGAGGACGACGUCGGCGGCGCUUCGUCCUCCUCGUGAACUCCUCGCCGGCCGGAGCGGGCGUCCGCUCCAGUUCAUCGUCCUCGACGGAGAGCCCGAUAAGCUGGGUGACGGACGCAUCAGAAGCUAUAUAUAUAUCGUUCUAAGAAUUAUUUUUUUCCCGAACUUUUUGGUCGUGUUUCCGAAGAGAUUUGCGUUUAGUUUAGUUUUCUAGUGAAGUUUUUGGAUGCAGAAGCUUCGGUUUGUGGGUAGUGUAGUUCUCCUUGCCGGAGUGGUCGAACUCGAGACCUGCAGCUCUGGAGGUAUUUAUUUGAAUUGGAAGCGAUCAGAUAAGCUUCUGAAUUGAAUGGAGCAGUUAGUGUAAGUUUGCCGGGAAAGCUUGUUGAGAAUAUUCUGUAGUUCAAUCCCAAAUUGACAGUA